Molecule: messenger RNA, 1286 nt
Organism: Colletotrichum destructivum
Lineage: Eukaryota; Fungi; Ascomycota; Sordariomycetes; Glomerellales; Glomerellaceae
Product: Putative six-bladed beta-propeller, TolB
Exons: 1
Coding region: 42-1043 (333 amino acids)
Source: RefSeq, a predicted model, not a curated record
CAUGUCUCCAUUCCUAUUCUUCAUGUUUCGCCAUAGUCCACAUGAUGUUCUUUGAGCUGUCCGCCCAUCGUGUAUUCGGGCUGUUGGCCAUUUGCUUCUUGCCCCCGGCUCUGUCGACUCCCAUUAGCCACGAAAACGGAACCAGCGUCACAACCUUGCAAGUCAUUCCGGAAACCCAGUCGCUAGAGAAUAUCGCAGUCCGCAACAAUGGUGACCUCCUGGUUACCUCCGUCGCUUCGUCGACUCUGUUCGGGUUGUCGCCUGAUAGAGAACACCCGCCGAUCCCGGUUGCUCGGAUUUCCGGUGUAACAGGUCUCCUGGGGAUUGCUGAGCUUGAGAAGGACAUCUUCUACGUCGUUGGUUCCAACCUCACGUCGACAGAAAACUCGAACGGGGUGUGGAAGGUCGACCUUCGCAACUUCCAGGCCUUCCGGAACGGUACCAUCCUCCAGACGGCUUCAGUCUCUUUGGUUACCCGAAUACCCUCGGCUCUGCAACUCAACGGCAUGGCUCGCCUCUCCACCAACGACACCAAGAGGCUCCUCAUCUCGGAUUCCUCUCGGGGUACAGUCAUACGCCUGAACGUUGACACGGCCGUCUACGAAACGGCCGUCCAAGAGCCCGAAAUGGCUCCCCUGACCACAGGCCUGGGGAUCGGGGUGAAUGGCAUUCGGAUCCGCGAUAACUACCUCUAUUUCGUGAGCCUAGACCAGGGCCGUUUUGCCAGGGUGCCGAUAUCUCUAGCAAGCGGAGAAGCACUUGGCCCUGUCGAGACGCUUGCCUCCGGCAUCACCUUUGGCGACGACUUUGCCCUCUCGGGAGACGGUAGAUGGGCGUACGUCGCCACCAACGGCCCUCGGGAGGUCAUUGGGAUUGACCUGCUGCUUGGAGGGAAGUUCGUGGCUGCCACCUCGCCCCUGCUUGGAUCCGCCUCGUCGGUCGCUCGCUCCACGGGCAAUGUCUGGUACGUAACUGGUGCUACUCCGUCAGGGAACAGCACAGUUGGCCACGUGUCUAGCGUACUAUUCAGUUGCGGGGUUUAGUGUAGGAGUUGUAUGACUUCACUUUUUAGAAUAGCUGCAUGUAACAGUGUUCAAUGCACACAAUUGGAGUAGGCUACGAGACAACCCCUAUUUAAAAUACAAACAUGCAGUUUUGUUUUCGUCUUCCGCAUCAAUUGUAUUGGAUGGUGUCGUGCUUGUUCUAUCCAACACACCGUCGCGUUGUUCAAGUAUGGCUGGAUCGUUGUCGCUUACAUCUAUUGUACUUGUGCUAAUAACAACACU